Messenger RNA from Rhineura floridana, 4650 nucleotides. RefSeq lists its product as uncharacterized. The transcript has 6 exons. NCBI's taxonomy places the organism in Eukaryota, Metazoa, Chordata, Lepidosauria, Squamata, Rhineuridae. The record is from RefSeq and is a predicted model, not a curated record. Gene Ontology annotation, biological process: Notch signaling pathway; protein ubiquitination. Bases 531 to 3650 code for a protein of 1039 amino acids.
ACCGCCGCCAGCCAACCUCAUGCUUCUGGAAACGGCUUCCCGCGCAGAAGACACAAGUCCUGGGAGUUCAUCAGGCUAGAACCCAGACUGCACGGGUUAGCGUUAAGGAUAUAUGAAGAUCUCUGAUAGAUUGGCUCAAAAGGCCCUCUUAGUCAAUAGGUGGUCAGCCAGAUGCUUCAGGAAAGCUCACCCCCCAGCAACUUCCUUUGGGGUAAAUGACAUCUGUACAUGGACGUUUCACGGACAGAUUGCUACGGGGCACCGAUUGACUCCUUGCGCUUCUGUGCCUGGAUGCCCUCGUGUUGGAACUGGCCAGGCUGGGCUCCCAAGUGUAUGUGCGAAUCCCGUCGGACCAGAGGCCAGCGUUACCCCCCCCCAUUACGCGCCUGCCUGGGUAAAUCGCGCCCCUCCUGCGUCUCUCCGGCCUUCCCUUUUGCAAAGAGGGCGGUUCUGGGACGAGGCUUUCGCUUUCGCUUCCUUGCUAGAGUUGUCAAUGUUGCCCCUGCCAACCUUUUCACAGGUUUGACAGCAUGUCUACCUGCUGUACAGUUUGUGUCCGAGGAUACCCUGCUGACUUGCCACUGGAGCGUGUGGCUGACAAGCUGACAAUCCAUUUUCUGCGAGCACGCAAUGGUGGUGGAGAAAUUGUCAACAUUGAGUUUGCACCACAGUCUCCAGACUGUGCUAUGAUCACCUUUGAAGAUGCAACAGCUCAGCGAGUGCUGAAGACCAAACAGCAUGUCUUGGCUGUCAAUGGGAAAAACUACCCUUUGGAAGUGUCAGCAUACCCAACUGAAUUGAACCCCAAUGAGAUCUUUGUGCGCGUCUACAUGAAGAUUGAUUAUAGAUGCAUCCCCAAUGGAAAGGACAUCCUGUACAGUCUGUGCCAGCAGUAUGGGGGCAUACAUUUCAACUUUAAUGCUCAGGAGAUGACCUGCUCUGUCAAAGGAUCCUUCACGGAGUUGCAGGCCUUCACUUCUGAGUUGCUGAGAUGCCUCAAUAGCAAGCAAAGGGUGAGCAUCUCCUCUGCAUUUGGAGGCAGAUCUGCUGAGAAGGCAGAGGGAGAUGGGGCUUUGCACCAGGAGGAAACCCAGGCCAAGAGGGGGGAAAAUGAAAAGGAGACUGCAGCAGGCCCAUUAUCAGCCAGAAAGUCUGCGGAGAGCCACGUAGAGCCCCUGGAGGACUUCUCCUUGGUGAUAGACGCCGACAUUUACCUGUAUAUGCAGAAGUUCUGCUGCGAGGAAUUCAGCAACAUUUUGCACCGGCACCAGGUGGGUGUGGUGGAUGUCAUUAGCGAUGGCAUUGCCAACCUCUAUCUGCAAACAGCAUCUGAUGAGGCUGGGGGGGUUAGUUCCCUGGUUUCUGCUCACCUGGCACUCUCUCAGCUUUCUCAGCAAUUGGAGGGCACUCUGCGGAAAGAGAAGAUCAACAAGAGACAUUUGGGGGCUGAUGGCAGCAAGGGCCUUCCAAGGGAACUUCAGAGCCUCUGCCCACAACUGUUGAUUCAUGAGGAUGAUGGACAUUUCUGCCUCAUUGGGAAUUUGGUGGAAGUUUCACGAGCCAAACAAUAUGUCCAAGAUUUAAUUGCUGGAAGGGAAGCUGCACAGGAUCAUCAGAAACCUGAUACCCCCCAACCUGCACACUUGCCACUGAUCCACGAACAGAGAACUGCAGCAGCCCAGCUCGAGUCCCCUGCAGAGUCUGUGCCAAGGAAACUGAGCUCACCAAGGCCCAACAGCAAAUCUGAACACAAAUUGGCUGCCAAAUUCAGUUCCGAGGCCUCCAUGCCACCCUUUUCAAAUCGGGAUACCCCAUUGGCAGGGCUGCUUGCAGGGGACUCGCUUCAAACAGCCAAACGCCAGGCUCCAAAUAAUGAACGUUCUCUGCAGUUUUUGCCAGCAGCUGCUGAACCAAAGGGCCAGAUAAGGCAGCCUGUGGAAUUCCGUCAAGUACCUCAAGGGGUGAAAACGGAUCCCUCACUGGCUGUGUCUGGAGGCCCCAUGUCAAGUCGGGAGGGCCAGAUGAGCCUUCGUCUCAUGGAGCCUUCAUCCCUUCAUCAUGUCACAAGUGCCUUCAGAUCCUUGAACUUGUUUGAUGCCGCAGGGACUGCAGAACCGAGGCCUCACCUCAGAAGGCUCAGCAGCGUGUCUGUGGCUGAGCCCCUGUCAGCGGCUCAAGCCAGUGUGUACUAUUUAAAGCAAGAAUCCCAGGAGGAUCCCUACCAUACUUUGCAGAAGGAGAUCACAAAGGAAAGGAUUACCCAGAUGGAGGAAGGCAAGGAAGUGGAGUCUCAGAUUACCAAACAGGGGCACUCUAGCCCCCCUUUGUUAACUAUCCAAAGGGAUGGUGGGGGGUCUUCAGGCAUGCAGAAAGCUGAGGCCUUCCCAGUGCCUCCUGCUUAUAUCCACGAGAGCUUCACCUACUCUGAGCUGGCCAUGGAGGGACCUGAGGACGAGGCUCUGAGUGAUCUAUGUCGCUACCUAAAAAAUUUCGAUGACCAAGUUGUUGUCAGCCGGGACAGGUACAGGCUGGACCUUGUGUACCCCUGUGAGCUAAAGUCGCAGGUCCUGGAAGUGUUUCGCUUAUUCUCUGCUCGGAGGGUGGCUGCCCUGGCUGAACAGAUUCUUUCUCGUGACGCAUUGCAAAGUAAAAUUCAGGGCGAGACGUUGAGCACAAGGAGCCCUCAGCAGCUGAAGGAGAGCAGGAGAACCAGCCUGCUAGAGAAUUCACUUGGCCUAGACAGCCUUGCUGGGGAGACUUCGCCCUCCCAGGUUCAGAGAUCGCUUGAGGCCAGCAGUUUCCAGCCUGCAGUGGCACCGAAUUGCCCAAGUGAUCGAAAAGCACGGCAAAGUGAGAACCAUGACCAAACCCCAGAUGCCAGCAAGCAGGGUUGCCCUGGGAAAUCAGUGGCUGUGACCAGACAGGGGUUGCCAGACAAGCUUCAUUUUGCAAGAGACUGCAGCAAGGAGGGAAGCAGCCAUGAAGCAGAGAGCCCCCCAUGGCCCUUUCCUGAUCCACCAUUGGGUGUUUCUUCCCCAGUAUCCUUGCAGGUGGCAGGCAAGUGCUCCCCUGCAGCAAGAGAAGGUGUUGCCUCAGAUUUGGGUCUAAGAACUGCCAGCCUAGGAAGUGAGUCCAUGGCUGAAGAGUGUGAGUUGUGCCAAAGCAACCAUCCUGUCCUGUUCUCUGCCCCCUGGACCAAUAAGCCUUGCAGGACACGCUUCCCAACAGGUAGCAUUUCCCCGCCCUACUGCAGUGCCUCCCCUGCCAUCCCUGGAACCUUUAGAGCUUCGACCAUAUCACAGAGCCUCCCUGGGGACUUCCAACAUCCAACGCUCAAAAUAAUAUAUGACAUUCCUGAUGGAGUACAGCAAGCUGGAGAUCCUCGCCCAGGGCAUCCUUACCAAGGAGAUCACUUUGAGGCCUUUCUUCCCGACAAUCCAGUGGGUCAGCGGUUGAUGGUGCUUCUGUGCAAGGCAUUUGAGCACAGUCUGACAUUCCAAAUCAAAUCCUGUGGCUCAGAGGACAGGGUGAUUUGGGGACCCAUCCCCCAUAAGACCUGCAUGGAAGGGGGCAGGGGCAGAAAUGGCUACCCAGAUGCCCAAUACCUCCAGUGUGUGAGCCUGAAACUAAAAGACCUGAACAUUGAGUGAAGAGAAGAUACUCCUGCAAGCAUCUGGGAAACUCCGUCACCUUCUUGCCCUCCAAAGCCAGGCACCAUCAUCCCUGCUUAGCAGUUUGAAGAAUUCUCCAAAAGACACUCUCUAGCAUUUAUGUGCAGUGACACAGACACACACACCUCCUUUUCAGCCAAGCCAUCAGAAUGCCCAGCCUGCCUUCUUUCCAUUGUUACGGCUCCCUGCAAGGCCAAUACUUUUCCUGCAAUUUCCUGCUACUGUCAGGGCACCUGAAGGCAUUUAACAUUGCAAGUCCUUUAAAAAAAAAACUAUUGUGGUAGUUUAUGGGGCAGGGAGGUUGCUUUUCAUGCAAAGGGAUUUUGAGGUAGAGCCAAAUGUGUACUACUUGUAGCUCUUCUAGAGAAGCUGUCUUGCCAUGAGGGCUGUUUGCAUGUGUUCUGAAGUGGGAAGAGUCACAUGCAUGAUUGAAAUUGCUUUGAUGGCGAAGAUAACUAAAAAGUCAUAAGACACCAUCACAUUACUAACGCUGCAUAUCCCAGCAUCUGAGGGAGUUCCACCCAUUUAAAGGGGGGGGGGAGUCCACUUCUACGACUGGCUUUGAAUAUUGUGUUGAAGAAAUAGUUGUAGAUAUAAGAGCAAGUCUCACACAAAAGGGAGCGGGGAGAGUUGUUCCUUCCCUUCCCAGUGAGAUGCACUUGUUCAAAGGUUAACCUGCAAGUAUUGAAAGCAGAUGCACAGGUCAAUUUUGCAUCUGAUUCAGUGCAGGCCUGAAGCCACAUUGUUACUGGGGCAAGAGCUAGUAAAAGGGAAAAUAGUGAGGGAGGUGGUCUCCCAGGCUUUCUUAUCUUGGGAUAAUGACCUCUCUCCCAGCCUUAUAGUGAGGAGAACUCUCAGUGGGAAUCAUUAAAGCAAGCACAUAAGUAAAAGCCCUUGUCUUCAUCUCUCUUCCUACUUGUGCUUGCAACUUCAGCUUUUGGGAAACUUGCAAAUAAACUUGCAUUGAUUACUUCACAAA